ACAAACAGAGCGAGAGGGGCCAGAGGCGCUGCGAGGCGGCUGCGGCGGAGGCUGAGCUGCGGCGGGGUCGGGCGGGCUAGGUGGACCGGAGACCCGGGCGGCGGCGGCGGCGGCCGGACGGGAUUUUAAAGGAAGACUUGUAUUUCGUAAUUUGUGUAUAAUCAGUGCAAGCGAAAUUAAGGAGAAAUGGAUGUGGAGAAUGAGCAGAUCGUGAAUGUAAACCCCACUGAUCCUGAUAAUUUAAGCGACUCUCUAUUUUCUGGUGAUGAAGAAAAUGCUGGCACUGAGGAAAUAAAGAAUGAAAUAAAUGGAAAUUGGAUUUCUGCAUCCUCUAUUAAUGAAGCUAGAAUUAAUGCUAAGGCAAAAAGACGACUCCGGAAAAACUCAUCGCGGGACUCUGGCAGAGGCGACUCAGUCAGUGAUAACGGAAGUGAAGCCAUUAGAAGUGGAGUAACUGUGCCCACCAGUCCAAAAGGAAGGUUGCUAGAUAGGCGUUCCAGAUCUGGGAAAGGAAGGGGGCUGCCAAAGAAAGGUGGUGCAGGAGGCAAGGGUGUCUGGGGCACACCUGGACAGGUGUAUGAUGUGGAGGAGGUGGAUGUCAAAGACCCCAACUAUGACGAUGACCAGGAGAACUGUGUUUAUGAGACUGUAGUUUUACCUCUGGAUGAGACGGCAUUUGAGAAGACUUUAACCCCAAUUAUACAAGAGUACUUUGAGCACGGAGACACGAAUGAAGUUGCGGAAAUGUUAAGAGAUUUAAACCUUGGUGAAAUGAAAAGUGGAGUCCCUGUGUUGGCAGUGUCCUUAGCAUUGGAGGGGAAGGCCAGCCAUCGGGAGAUGACGUCUAAGCUGCUUUCUGACCUCUGUGGGACGGUAAUGAGCACAAAUGAUGUGGAGAAGUCAUUUGAUAAGCUGUUGAAGGAUCUACCUGAAUUAGCAUUGGAUACUCCUAGAGCACCACAGUUGGUGGGCCAGUUCAUUGCCAGAGCUGUUGGAGAUGGGAUUUUAUGUAAUACCUAUAUUGAUAGUUACAAAGGGACUGUAGAUUGUGUACAGGCUAGAGCUGCUCUGGAUAAAGCUACUGUGCUUCUGAGUAUGUCUAAAGGUGGAAAGCGCAAAGAUAGUGUGUGGGGAUCUGGAGGCGGGCAGCAGUCUGUCAAUCACCUUGUUAAAGAGAUUGAUAUGCUGCUUAAAGAAUAUUUACUCUCUGGAGACAUAUCUGAAGCCGAGCACUGCCUGAAGGAGCUGGAAGUACCUCAUUUUCACCACGAGCUGGUGUAUGAAGCCAUUGUAAUGGUUUUAGAGUCAACUGGAGAAAGCACAUUCAAGAUGAUCUUAGAUUUAUUAAAAUCCUUGUGGAAGUCUUCUACCAUUACCAUAGACCAAAUGAAAAGAGGUUAUGAGAGAAUUUACAAUGAAAUCCCAGAUAUUAAUCUGGAUGUCCCACACUCAUACUCUGUGCUUGAGAGAUUUGUGGAGGAAUGUUUUCAGGCUGGAAUCAUUUCCAAACAGGUCCGAGAUCUUUGUCCAUCAAGGGGAAGAAAGCGUUUUGUAAGUGAAGGAGAUGGAGGCCGUCUUAAACCAGAGAGCUACUGAAUGCAAGAACUCUUACAGUCUUAGGUGUGAUAACGGCAGAUCUGAACUGUAAGAGUUAUUAGUGCAGGGUUUUUUUUUUUGUUGUUGUUGUUGUUGGUUUUUUUGGGGGGGUACAAGGCAUUUCUGAAAUUUUAUAAACUUAAAUUUAAUGGGGAUUUUUGAAGGAAGUAUUUUUUUUCUUUUUCUUUUUCUUUUUCUUUUUUUUUUCCUUUGAGGGGAAAUUAAAGGAGGGACAGAAGAGUAACCACUUAAGUGUGGAAUACUCUGAUAAGUGGAAAUACUCUGAUAAGCUACUUUUUCUAAGUGCCAUGUUUAUGACCUAAUCAUUCCAAGUUUUGCAUUGAUGUCUGACUGCCACUCCUUUCUUUUAAGGACAGUGUUUUUUGUAGUAAAAUCACUGGUUUAUACAAAGCUUUAGUUAGGGGUGAAGUGAAGCUACUAAGCCCCAUGUUGGCUGCUGCUGUGGAAAUGCUGUGCUUUGGGAGUAAACACACAUAAACACACACACACACACACACACACACACACACGCACACACACGCACACACACGCACACACACACAGAGACACUUUUGUCUUAAAGAAUUUUUAAAAGACGAGUUAGUCAUGAGACUUUUUCAUCUUUCCAGGGAACAUAUUGAUUGGUCUUAAAUAUUAGACAGUUAAGUAAAUGGUGGCUGGAACAUCUAUUUUUCUACAAAACUGGAAAAAUGAACCCGGUUCUACAAGAAUGUACAACAAAAUAAAACAUGAAGCAGUGUUGAUUCUUUA
Mesocricetus auratus (golden hamster) is the source of this 2367-nucleotide messenger RNA. RefSeq names its product programmed cell death 4 (gene Pdcd4). The record is from RefSeq and is a predicted model, not a curated record. Gene Ontology annotation, cellular component: cytosol; nucleus. The transcript is spliced from 12 exons. Lineage: Eukaryota; Metazoa; Chordata; Mammalia; Rodentia; Cricetidae. Gene Ontology annotation, biological process: negative regulation of DNA-templated transcription. The coding region runs from base 187 to 1596 and encodes 469 amino acids.